CUUCUCAAGACUCUUCCUCCGUUCCAGCCAACUCGAAUGAUCAUUUUUCUCUUUGAUAAUCUGAUGUCUACUCAUUAAUAAGCGUAACUGGGGUAGGUAGAAAGAUGACUGCUGCAACUUCCGCUCCAUCUUCUCCUUCAGCCUUAUUCGGUAAACGCUGCAACCACAGCGAGGCCCAGAAGUGGAGUUGUAGGCCUGCCAUUUCCAUUUCCAUUUCCAGGUCCUCGGAAUUCCUCGGCCUUCCUCUUCCCAACCAACCCAACUCUCAUCCUCCGAGUGUGAGGCAGAGGAAGCGCAACACUCGCUGGUGUGCCCACAGAGACAAACGGACUCCCUGGGUUCUAUUACCUAGGGCAGAGGACAAGGAGGAGGAGGAGCAGCAGCAGAAGAGAAAGAAGAAGGAGGAGGAAGGCGUUUCCAUCACACUUGAUGAUGUCAAUCCGGUAGGGCUGGGGCGCCGAUCGCGUCAGAUCUUCGAUGAAGUGUGGCGUAAGUUUUCCGGGCUGGGUCAGAUCUCAAGGACCCGCAUUGAUGAGAGCCUUGACACCGUCCUUAUCCGCGAGGGUCCCAUGUGCGAGUUCACUAUCCCAGGUGCUCAGAAUACCACCGUCCUUGUGGUUGGAGCCACCAGCAGAAUUGGUCGGAUUGUCGUCCGAAAACUCAUGCUCAGAGGAUACAAUGUCAAGGCUCUUGUAAGGAAAGCCGGACGGGAAGUUAUAGACAUGCUUCCAAGGUCAGUGGACAUUGUGAUUGGGGAUGUGGGGGUGCGCUCAACCCUCAAGGCCGCUGUGGAAGGCUGCAACAAGAUAAUCUAUUGUGCCACUGCUCGUUCCACUAUCACCGGCGAUCUCAACAGAGUUGAUCAUCAAGGAGUAUACAACGUCACCAAAGCAUUUCAGGAUUACAACAAUAAACUAGCACAGCUACGAGCCGGGAAAAGUAGCAAGACCAAGCUCUUGCUGGCUAAGUUCAAAUCCGCUGAGUCUCUAGAGGGGUGGGAAGUUCACCAGGGAACUUAUUUUGAGGAUGUCAUUGCUACCAAGUAUGAUGGAGGCAUGGAUGCUAAAUUUGAGUUCACAGAAUCAGGGAAUGCUGUUUUCUCAGGGUAUGUCUUCACCAGAGGAGGAUAUGUGGAACUGUCAAAAAAGCUUUCACUUCCUUUAGGUUGCACCCUUGAUAGGUAUGAUGGUUUACUUCUUUCUGUUGGGGGAAAUGGAAGGUCAUUUGUUUUAAUUCUUGAAGCUGGUCCAUCUGCGGAUACAACUCAAAGCAAAAUGUAUUUUGCAAGAAUGAGCUCAAAAGUAGGCUUCUGUAGGGUCAGAGUGCCAUUCUCGUCUUUCCGCCCUGUGAAACCUGAUGACCCGCCUCUGGAUCCAUUUCUUGUACAUACAUUAACCAUGCGUUUUGAACCAAGAAGGCAGAGGCCUGUUGAAGGGCCUGCAGAAAUGAAGCAGGACCUGAGAAGCUUCAAAUUGAUACUGGAAUACAUAAAAGCCUUGCCUACUGGACAAGAAACAGACUUUAUACUGGUAUCAUGUACAGGAUUAGGAAUUGAGUCUAGUAGGAGAGAGCAGGUUGUGUCAUUGAGCUUUUUACAGGCUGGAGAGGAUUCACUAAGAAGGUCAGGCCUUGGUUACACAAUUGUUCGCCCUGGUCCUCUAAAGGAAGAACCAGGUGGACAACGUGCGCUUAUCUUUGACCAAGGGAACAGGAUUUCUCAGGGCAUAAGCUGUGCAGAUGUGGCUGAUAUCUGUGUGAAAGCAUUGCAUGAUUCAACUGCAAGGAACAAGAGCUUCGAUGUAUGCUAUGAAUAUGUGGCAGAGCAAGGGAAGGAGCUUUAUGAACUUGUGGCGCAUUUACCAGACAAGGCAAAUAACUAUCUGACACCAGCUUUAUCAGUUCUAGAGAAAAACACCUGAUCUCUUUUAAACAAAAUGUUUUACCCUGGUUGUUUUUCAUUUCCACAAGACAGUUCUCUAUUCAUCCAAGUUCUGUAUAUGAUUUCUUUCAGUGAAUAGAGAUGUAAAUGUGUCAUCUAUUCAUCUAAAGGUUCUGUAUAUGAUUUCUUUCAGUAU
This is a messenger RNA of Telopea speciosissima, 2075 nucleotides long. Its product is annotated as protein HIGH CHLOROPHYLL FLUORESCENCE PHENOTYPE 173, chloroplastic. The coding region runs from base 105 to 1919 and encodes 604 amino acids. NCBI's taxonomy places the organism in Eukaryota, Viridiplantae, Streptophyta, Magnoliopsida, Proteales, Proteaceae. The record is from RefSeq and is a predicted model, not a curated record. The transcript has 13 exons.